AUGGACUCUCCUGAGUCUUCCAAGCUUACCUCGACCAACUGUGAAACUGCGCCUGCUCAAGAUUCGCCUGUUUUUAAUUUUCUUAGCAACCUUUCCCCCAUACAGACAGUGAGGGCUGCACCAGUUACACAAGGCUUCCCUGAGCUGAAUUCUCCUCCUCUUGUAUUCACUUCGCCGCAACUUAAUCUGCAUAGGCGGUCAGCUUUUCUUAAAAGGGCACAUUUUCCUAGAGCCUCCUCUUCACUUUUAGCCGGGCAUGCUGAAGAUGGCAAGGCAUACGGAAAGCUGAAUAUUCAGCUGAGCACUAGGCUAGAAAAGGCCACAGAUAGCAAUUGCCCUGAGAAUGACUCAACCGAAAGUUCUGCAGGAAGCCCGGAGCAGUUCUUGGCUGACAUUGUGGAGGGGGAAUCUGAAGAUCCGAAAUUCUCGAAUAAUUCAACUUCUGAAAAAACUGAAUGCACUGAUAAGCCACCAGAUGCUGGAACAGGAGCAAAGGAACAUAUCGUAGACCAUGUGUGCGAAACUAAUUCAAGAACAAGCGAACAAAUAGUGCUUAGUCCUGAUGUUAUUAGAAGGCAUAAUGAAGAGGUACUUGAGGAAAAUGUAUUAAUUGAUGUUAAUGCUAUGGAAAAAGAUACAAAUCGGGUGCAUGGUGUUUCUGGUGACCACAGUCAAGAUAUGGAACAUGAGUUGAUCGCAGUCCAUGCUUUGACCAAUCAGACCGAAGAAGAUAUUAUGGAUGAGAAUGUGGAGGCCGAGCUGGCUGAUCAAUCAGAUCAAUCAUGUCAUUUUCUUUCAGGUUCGGUGGAAAUAGGGGAAGAGGAUGAAAUUCUUGCGGAGGCUACUGGAGCAGUUUUGACUGAACCAGCUCUUAUAAGAGUGCACGAUGACCGUGAGGCUUUUCAACACCGGGGAGUACGUAGGCGUUGUCUUCAGUUUGAAGAUGCUCAGCUCAAGGUAAUGUCCAGUCAGACUACUAAAAGUACUUUAGGCAUUGAGGAGUUAAGACAAAUAGCUUUAGAGACAUCAUCAACUCCCGUCAACAGCAUUGAUGAGGUGGGCCCUCCCAUUUUAUGCCCUAGAAAUAGUUUAGACUCUACCAUCAAAAUUCCCAAGCCUUCAGGUAUUGGCUUGCACCUGAACAGCAUAGUCACUGCUGUGAAAGCUGGCUCUGGUUCAAAAGUAAGUUUGAGAUCAGCUCAGUGGGGUAAUUUCAGUAUAGUCGGGAAGAAAUCCAUGCACGUGAACGAAUCUCAUCCAGUUGAUUGCUCGAAUUAUUCUUCAAUGUUACCUCUAGUGGAGAAUCUUUCAGCUACCACUGACGGUAAUAGGCAUGAAUGUCGAAUUAUUCUUCCAAAUGAUUCUGUCAUCUCAAAUUCAUUAGAGGAUCAGUCAACACCAGGUAUGAAGAGGAAGUGUACUGAAAAAUCUGGUGGAUCUACGGAGUUCAUCAAGUCGAGCCCUCAAAAGAAAAGGAUAAAGUUAUCAGACCCAGGUGAAGGCGGUGGUUGCAAGCGUUGUAACUGUAAGAAGAGUAAAUGCUUGAAGCUUUACUGUGAUUGCUUUGCUGCCGGGAUCUAUUGUGCCGAACCUUGUGCAUGCCAAGAUUGCUUUAACACGCCUGAACACGAGGCCACAGUUAUUGAGACACGGCAAAAGAUCGAAUCACGAGACCCCCUGGCAUUUGCUCCUAGAGUUGUUCAACGCGUCACCAUACAACCUCCUAGCAUUCACAGGGAAGAUGGGACCCCCUUCACGCCUUCCUCAGCUAGGCACAAAAGAGGGUGCAAGUGUAAGAAGUCGAUGUGCCUCAAGAAGUACUGUGAGUGCUAUCAGCAGGCAAAAGUUGGCUGUUCAGAUGGAUGCCGAUGUGAAGGAUGCCAAAAUGUCUUUGGCCAAAAGGAAUAUUGCUCGAUUAAAGAUGUGUUGAGUGAAGAAGAUUACGAGAUAGCAGAUGGGCCGGCAUCUGAUAUGGCUGUAAACCAUACUGAGGUUUUUAAUGCACACCGUUUGACUCCUCCAACACCGGCAUUCCAGUUCUCAAACCAUGGAAAGGAUGCAUCGAAAUCUUGGUUCCCUUCUGGAGAGUACUCCCAAUCACCCGAAACUGAUUUCACAUAUGUGGCACCAUACAUGAUUAGUCACGGGUCCCCUAUGAACUCGGACGAUAUUAAUAAUAAUAACACGAUGUGUGAAAAUUCUCCAGAAAUAAUGCUCGAUCUGGAUUCUUUCGAUCAUGACUUACAAUCGAAUCUUCAUCAUAAGUUUGGGGGUGAGUUAUCCAGUGGUGUUAUCCAGGAUGAUACUCCAGAAAUGUUAAAGGACAAUUCUACCCCUGUCAAUGGCGUGAAAGUUUGCUCACCAAACAAGAAACGCGUUUCACCUCCUCAUGUGCGGCUGCAUGAAUUUAGCGGCUCGAGCUCGUCAGUUGGGAUUCGGACCGGGCGUAAAUUCAUCUUGAAAGCUGUCCCGAGUUUUCCUCCUCUUACCCCAUGCGUUGAUUCGAAAAGUGCUGACAAGUCAAGCGAGCCUCAAGAUAUCGGUGCUAAUAAAUGA
Messenger RNA from Striga hermonthica, 2556 nucleotides. Lineage: Eukaryota; Viridiplantae; Streptophyta; Magnoliopsida; Lamiales; Orobanchaceae. The record is from the annotation of a GenBank genome assembly.